This is a messenger RNA of Serpula lacrymans var. lacrymans S7.9, 5094 nucleotides long. RefSeq lists its product as uncharacterized. Bases 31 to 4878 code for a protein of 1615 amino acids. NCBI's taxonomy places the organism in Eukaryota, Fungi, Basidiomycota, Agaricomycetes, Boletales, Serpulaceae. Gene Ontology annotation, cellular component: cytoplasm; vesicle; actin cytoskeleton. The transcript is spliced from 14 exons. The record is from RefSeq and is a predicted model, not a curated record. Gene Ontology annotation, molecular function: actin filament binding; microfilament motor activity; ATP binding. Gene Ontology annotation, biological process: vesicle transport along actin filament; actin filament organization.
AACGCAAACACGACGAUCUGACCAGGCCCCAUGGCCGAGAACAUCUACAGUAAGGGAACGAGAGUUUGGUUCGAAGAUAAAGACCAGGCUUGGAUAUCUGCCGAGGUCGUAGCCGUCUCCAAAGCUUCGGAUGAUGCCAUCCAGCUCGAUUUCCUUGAUGAACGAGGCAAGGAGUUGACGAUCAAUACGACCCUAAAGAAUAUCAAGGAUGGCAAAGGUCUCCCUCCCUUGCGAAACCCGCCACUACUAGAAACUGCCGAUGAUCUGGCCACAUUAUCCCAUCUGAAUGAACCUUCAGUUUUGCAUACAAUCAGAAAUCGUUACGCCCAGCACAGCAUCUACACUUAUAGCGGGAUAGUUCUCAUUGCUGUCAACCCGUUCCAGAGAGUCACACUAUAUGGGCCAGAAAUCAUACAAGCCUAUAGCGGUCGCAAGAGGGGUGAACUGGAACCGCACCUUUUUGCCAUCGCCGAAGAUGCAUACACUGCCAUGGGGAAGGAUGGCAUGGGUCAAACGAUCAUCGCAAAGUUUAUCAUGCGUUACCUUGCUUCUGUGAAUCCUCCUGGUUCGACGAAGUCGAAGACAAAAUUCUCGCUCGACGAAUCUAGUGAAAUAGAACGUCAGAUUUUAGCAACAAAUCCAAUUCUAGAAGCAUUUGGUAAUGCCAAAACGACGCGGAAUGAUAAUUCAUCACGUUUUGGAAAAUAUAUCCAGAUUUUGUUCGACGGCAAGCAAGAAAUAGUAGGCGCCCGUAUUCGGACCUACCUCCUAGAGCGAUCCCGCAUUGUUUUUCAGCCGCUCACUGAACGCAAUUACCAUAUCUUCUAUCAGUUAUGCGCCGGUGCACCUAUGAAAGAACGUAAAGAUCUUGGACUGGAUACGGAUGUUGGAAAAUUUCACUAUUUAAAACAAGGGGGGACGGCCUCUACGCCAAUUAGCGGAGUGGAUGACUCUGAAGAAUUUCGCGCCACACAACACGCGCUUUCCACUGUUGGAAUAAGCGUCGAAAAGCAAUGGGCAGUUUUUCGACUACUCUCCGCGUUGCUUCACCUUGGGAAUGUCAAAGUUACACAGACACGAUCGGAUUCAGCUAUCAACGAAGAUGACCCUUCUCUCAUCUUGGCCACUCGCUUUUUGGGCGUAAAUCUUCCAGAAUUCAAGAAAUGGACGAUUAAGAAACAAAUUACAACGCGCUCGGAAAAGAUAGUGACAUCUCUCAAUGCUGCGCAAGCCACCGUUGUCAGGGACAGUGUGGCAAAGUUCGUAUAUGCGUGCUUAUUUGAAUGGCUGGUUGCCGUAGUCAAUGAAAGUCUGGCUGGAGAAAAUGGUGACGCAGCUGAACGUGCUGAAAUGUUCAUUGGAGUGUUGGAUAUCUAUGGUUUCGAGCAUUUUCAGAAGAAUUCAUUUGAACAAUUCAGCAUCAACUAUGCCAAUGAAAAGUUACAGCAGGAAUUUAAUUCCCAUGUUUUCAAACUUGAACAAGAAGAAUAUAUGAAAGAAGAGAUCAACUGGACUUUCAUAGAGUUCUCAGACAACCAACCAUGCAUCGAUGUGAUAGAAGGAAAACUUGGCGUGCUUGCGCUUCUUGACGAAGAAUCGCGUUUACCUUCAGGAAGUGACGCGUCCUUUUUGCAAAAGCUCAACACACAGUUGUCAAAGCCUGCCAACAAAGCCGUUUUCAAAAAACCAAGGUUUGGAAAUUCGGCAUUCACGAUUGCCCAUUAUGCUCUAGAUGUUACGUAUGAAGUAGAUGGCUUUUUGGAAAAAAACCGCGACACCGUUCCGGACGAACAUAUGGCACUACUUGGCUCGACGAGAAACUCAUUUUUAAAGGAGAUCCUUGAUAUAGCCCUAGGAUCCGCGAAAUCAGUAGAGCCCGUUCACCCGAGUUCACCUGCCUUUUCCGACUCUGGCAGCGGGGGAUCUCGUCGAUCGUCGAUCAUUCCAGACCCAGGGCGACAAUCUUUUGUUACAUCGACCUCUACCUCUAUGGGAGCCAAGCGGGGCUUUGUGGUGAAAAAACCAACACAGGGUUCUAUUUUCAAGGCAUCCUUGAUAACCCUUAUGGACACUCUAAGCGUAACCAACGUGCAUUAUAUCAGAUGCAUAAAGCCGAAUGAAGCAAAAAAACCAUGGGAGUUCACACCUCAACAAGUUCUUGGCCAGCUUCGGGCAUGUGGAGUCCUAGAAACGAUUCGCAUUAGCUGCGCUGGGUAUCCCUCACGUUGGACGUACGAGGAAUUUGCAGAACGGUAUUACAUGCUCGUACCCUCAUUGGAUUGGCAACCGAUGAUCCAGAAUUUAGAGUUAAAACCUCUCUGUUCCCUUGUCCUACAGAAAACUAUUAAUGAUCCCGACAAGUACCAAAGCGGUCUGACGAAAAUUUUCUUCAGGGCAGGGAUGCUAGCAGCAUUAGAAUCUCUUCGUGCCAACAGGCUCAACGCUCUUGUGACGAUUGUGCAAAAAAAUAUGCGCAGGCAUAUGGCAGUCAAGGAUUACCGCCAACUACGUCGGGCUACAAUUCGGAUUCAGACUUGGUGGCGGGGUAUACUUGCUCGGAGUUUAGUAGAAAGCAUCAGGAAGAAUGUGUCUGCAAGACGGUUGCAGACUGCACUGAGGUGUUACAUACACCGCAAGAAAUUCUUGGAUAUACGAAAUGCGAUGACCAUCUUCCAGAGUCGUGCUCGCGGUGCCCACGCUCGUCAGCUUUUCAAGGAGAUGAGAACGUCUCACGCAGCAAUACGGUUACAAAGUCUUUGCCGUGGACUGUUAUGCCGUCGCACUUUUGGAUCUGAUUUAAAACAUGUCAUCUACCUACAGUCGUGCAUCAGGCGCCGAUUGGCCCGAAAGCACUUGAAAAAUCUCAAAGCCGAAGCACGUUCCGUAUCGAAGUUCAAAGAGAUAUCCUAUCGUCUAGAAAACAAGGUAGUCGAGUUAACUCAAAAUUUACAAAAGCGAACAGAGGAAAAAAAGACGUUACAAGCACGAUUGUCAGAGGUGGAACAACAGCUACAACAUUGGUCAUCUAGAUAUGAGGAAUGCGAUGGAAAAGUAAAGCAACUGCAGUCUGCUUUGUCGAAGUCUGAAGUUGCGCUUUCUCAGAGAGACGAACUUCUUACUGCGAAGGUAGACGUGGAAAGGCGGCUUGAAGAUUUUACUGCAAAGGCAGCAGAAAGGGAGGAGACCAUUCAAAAACUCACAGAGGAGUUGACGCGCCAAAGCACUCAGCUCGAAGCGCAACAGAAAUCCAUCGACAUGGCACCCUCUCGGGUUAAUGAGGACAGUUCUAUCAUUGCCACACUUAAAAACGAAGUCAGCAACCUUCGCGAACAGCUCAAUCGCGCAAACGCCCUCAAUGCUCUGACACGAGGUACUCGAGCAGAGCCUCCCAAUUCACCUACAUUUUCGCCUGCACUGCGCAUCGCUGAUUCGAACAAUGGAGCCAAUGGGUCUGCGUUAGCGGCGCCCUCGACCCAUCAGCGAAGACACAGCUCUGCAGGCGUGUAUUCGCUGUCUCCUCUAGAUGGCCGAACAUCUGCAGACGAUAUGCUUGAUGCGAAGAAGAAUCACAUACUAAAUCCUCGCGCAGUAUCAGUUGCUUACAAUGGCGAGGACAAAGUACUUCGGCUGCGCACAAACGGCUUAUCCGAAAUUCGUGACAACGAUGACCCCGCGGAAGAAAAAAUCAAACUCAUGCAGGAUGUUAAACGUUUGGAUGAAGAUGUUCUAGAUGGCUUAAUCCGGGGUUUGAAGAUUCCAGUGCCUAGUCUUACUAAUCCAUCUGCUGUUAAGGAAAUCCUUUUCCCAGCUAAUCUUAUCAGUCUUGUUACUAACGAGAUGUGGAAGUAUGGUUUAAUUCCGGAAAGCGAGAGAUUCCUGGCCAACGUGAUGCAGACUAUUCAAGCCCAUGUUAUGUCUUUUUCCAGCGAAGAAGCCAUCGUUCCUGGGAUUUUCUGGCUAUCAAACGUCCACGAGAUGUUAUCCUUCAUCUGCGUUGCUGAAAGUGACAUGCUUCAAGGUAUAGGGCCUGGCGAAGAGAAUGCUGUACGGCCUUUCGAUUGGAAUGACUAUGAGCGGCUCGUGACUGUCGUCAAGCACGACCUCGACAGUCUCGAGUAUAACAUAUACCAUACUUGGAUGCAAGAGACGAAGAAGCGUUUAUCCAAAAUGGUGAUACCGGCGUUAAUCGAAAGUCAGUCAUUACCGGGUUUCACGACCAGUGAUGGCGGGGGACGACUAUUCAACCGUCUUCUCAAUACAAAUAAUCACCCGGCCUUUGGCAUGGACGAUAUCCUGAAUCUGUUGAAUAAAGUAUGGAAGAGUCUAAAAAGCUAUUACAUGGAAGAUUCGGUGGUGCAGCAGAUUGUUACUGAGCUGCUCAAAUUAAUCGGGGUUACUAGUUUUAAUGAUCUUUUGAUGAGACGCAAUUUCUCUUCAUGGAAGCGAGCGAUGCAAAUUCAGUACAAUAUCACACGCAUAGAAGAAUGGUGCAAAUCACAUGACAUGCCAGAAGGGAUGCUGCAACUCGAGCACUUGAUGCAAGCUACGAAGCUUCUGCAACUGAAGAAGGCAACUCCAGCAGACAUAGAGAUUAUUUACGAUGUUUGUUGGAUGUUGAGUCCAAUGCAAAUACAGCGCAUGUGCACGAACUAUUAUGUGGCCGACUACGAGAGUCCCAUUUCUCCUGAAAUUUUACGAGUAGUGGCUUCUCGGGUGCAAGCUAAUGAUCGUAACGAUCACCUUCUACUAUCUCCCGAAACGGAAGAAGUUGGUCCAUACGAAUUGCCACUACCGCGAGAGGUGUCUGGCCUGGAGACCUAUGUACCUGCAUAUCUAAAUGUAGCACACCUUCGCAGAUUGGCCGCCCUGGUUGCAUAAUUGCUUUACUUCGAUGUUUCUGUUUAUUAUGACUGCAUAGAUAGGUUUCAUAAUGGCCCGCAGGCAGGCACUCAUACUCGCACCACAUGAAUUUAGGUGGCCACGAUGACAUGAGGAAUCGAGCGGAGCUCAAUCAUAACCUCUCUCUUUUUUGUGGAGGUUAACUUGCAAGGUUAUAUGUAGUCUAGUCCAAUAUAAUGUUCCAUUCUGUGGUUA